GGUGUCCAAGCAGCUAUGUAUUCAUUUAUGGCAGGAGCCAUAUUCAUCACGGUAUUUGGCAACCUUGCUAUGAUCAUUUCCAUUUCCUACUUCAAGCAGCUUCACACACCAACCAACUUCCUCAUCCUCUCCAUGGCAGUCACUGAUUUCCUCCUGGGGCUCACCAUCAUGCCUUAUAGUAUGGUCAGAUCAGUGGAGACUUGCUGGUAUUUUGGGCUUACAUUUUGCAAGAUUCAUUAUAGUUUUGACCUAAUGCUUAGCAUAACGUCCAUUUUCCAUCUUUGCUCAGUGGCCAUUGAUAGAUUUUAUGCUAUCUGUUACCCUUUACGUUAUUCCACAAAAAUAACGAUUCCCCUCAUAAAGCGGUUGCUACUUCUCUGUUGGUCUGUCCCUGGAGCAUUUGCUUUCGGGGUGGUCUUCUCUGAGGCCUAUGCUGAUGGGAUAGAAGGCUAUGACAUCUUGGUGGCUUGUUCCAGUUCCUGUCCAGUGAUGUUCAAUAAGCUAUGGGGGACCACCUUGUUUAUGGCGGGUUUCUUCACUCCAGGAUCUGUGAUGGUGGGGAUUUAUGGCAAGAUUUUUACAGUGUCGAGAAAACAUGCUCGUGCAAUCAAUAAUUUGCCAGAAAAUCAAAAUAACCAAAUGAGGAAAGACAAAAAAGCUGCCAAAACUUUAGGAAUAGUGAUGGGUGUUUUCUUAUUAUGUUGGUUUCCCUGCUUCUUCACUAUUUUAUUGGAUCCCUUUUUGGACUUCUCUACUCCUGUGGUUUUGUUUGAUGCUUUGACAUGGUUUGGCUAUUUUAACUCCAUGUGUAAUCCCUUAAUAUAUGGUUUCUUCUAUCCCUGGUUUCGCAGAUCACUGAAGUACAUUUUACUAGGGAAAAUUUGCAGCUCGCAUUUCCAUAAUGCUAAUUUGUUUACUCAAAAAGAAACUGAAUAGACUUCUUCUGUAGGAGUGAAUUGAAGCAAAAGGACUGGAA
This is a messenger RNA of Lontra canadensis (Northern American river otter), 976 nucleotides long. Its product is annotated as trace amine-associated receptor 2. The transcript has a single exon. Gene Ontology annotation, cellular component: membrane. Gene Ontology annotation, molecular function: trace-amine receptor activity. Lineage: Eukaryota; Metazoa; Chordata; Mammalia; Carnivora; Mustelidae. Bases 16 to 936 code for a protein of 306 amino acids. Gene Ontology annotation, biological process: G protein-coupled receptor signaling pathway. The record is from RefSeq and is a predicted model, not a curated record.